Protobothrops mucrosquamatus (brown spotted pit viper) is the source of this 874-nucleotide messenger RNA. RefSeq names its product myelin and lymphocyte protein. The transcript has 4 exons. The coding region runs from base 112 to 570 and encodes 152 amino acids. Gene Ontology annotation, biological process: myelination. Gene Ontology annotation, molecular function: structural constituent of myelin sheath. Gene Ontology annotation, cellular component: membrane. NCBI's taxonomy places the organism in Eukaryota, Metazoa, Chordata, Lepidosauria, Squamata, Viperidae. The record is from RefSeq and is a predicted model, not a curated record.
GGUAGCUGAACAGUUAAGAUAUCACAUACCCAAGAGGAGGAAAGGAAACUAGAAUCUAGCCGUGUAGAGUGAGGACUUGUGUGUGUGUGAUUUUGAAAAGAAAACAGCACAAUGUCUUCAGCGACAGCUACAGCUUCUUUACCCAGUGGUGCUACAGUCCUGGCUUCAUUUCCUGACAUUCUUGUUAUUCCUGAGUUUGUCUUUGGUGGCCUGGUCUGGAUCCUUGUGGCUUCUACCAAAGUUGUUGAUCACUUGAGUCAAGGCUGGGUGAUGUUUGUCUCGGUGUUUUGCUUUGUAAUUUCUACACUUCUUUUCCUCUUAUAUUUAUGUGGAGCUCACGGUGGAAAAAGUGCUUGGGUUGCUUUGGAUGCUUUCUACCAGGUAAUUGCAUCACUUUUCUAUUUGAGUGCAGCAGUUUUGCAAGCCUACAUUACAAUAGGGCUUAAGGAGUUUCCUGCUUUGUUCAAGGAGUAUCAAAUAGAUAUAGCAGCUGUGGUUUUUGCAUAUGCAGUCACACUGACUUAUGUUAUCCAUAUGGUGUUCUCCCUGCUGAGAUGGAAAUCUUCUUAAACCCCAUGUUCUAUGGAUUUUACAGACAUAUGUGUGUGUGUUUUUUUUUUGUAAAGAACUUUCUUUAGAAAUCUUAUAUAAAAAUAAUGUACUUUAUUACGUGUUAACGGUAAAUUUCUUUAUUAAUAUUUACUCCUAAUCGACCCCCCGGAUUCCAAGUCUUUGUUAGAAGAGAGCGAAGGAAACUCAGUAUAUCUACCUUAAAAUAUAUUUGUAUUUACAAUGCCUUUUAUGUAAAUGGACAAUAAAUGGUAAUUUACAGUUAUGUAAAUUGUACAAUAAAAAGCUUCAAGUUCAACUUUUA